Molecule: messenger RNA, 261 nt
Organism: Diversispora eburnea
Lineage: Eukaryota; Fungi; Glomeromycota; Glomeromycetes; Diversisporales; Diversisporaceae
Source: the annotation of a GenBank genome assembly
AUGUAUCUUACUGAUAAAAUUAAUAAAUAUUUUUUAAAAAUAAAUUGUUUUACAAGUGUCAUUGCUGAAGCUGUAUUAGAUAUUACAGUUUCAAAUUUAUUAGAUCCAAUGUCUAUUAAAACUUUUUCAAUCUCUUCAGCAGUAAAAACUGCUCCCGAAGUUCAAGGAGUUGAGGGAAUAUUAGAAGCUUAUUCUAGAACUUUUGUUACAUUGGAAUUAUAUGGACCCACAAAUUUCUCACCAGUAAAUGUUUAUAUUUAA